GAUGUGCAAGAUCAUUGAUUCUUUUCCCGCGGGUGCAGACGUCGUCGAAAAAGCUUUCGCAGCGGCGAGUCUGUACUACAAUUACACAGGCGACCAGAAAUGCUUCCAGGUAGAGGGUGGGGAUGACCCCCAUGGCCUCAGCGGCUGGGGCUGGCAGGCUUGCACAGAGAUGGUCAUGCCAAUGACGGUGUCGAAUGAGAGCAUGUUUCCGCCAUCCGGCUUCAGCUACGAAGAGAAGUCCGAGGGCUGCUUUGCCAGCUAUGAGGUUCGCCCGAGGAUGAACUGGAUCACUACUGAAUAUGGUGGCCAUAAAAUUGACAAAGUUCUCAAGAGGUUUGGGAGCAACAUCAUCUUCUCCAACGGGAUGCGAGACCCGUGGAGUCGAGGGGGGGUUCUCAAGAACAUAUCAUCCAGCAUCAUUGCUCUUGUCACAGAGAAAGGGGCCCAUCAUUUGGACUUCAGAUCUGCAACCAAGGAUGACCCAGACUGGGUUGUAGAACAAAGGAGACAGGAAGUUGAGAUCAUACAUGGAUGGAUAGAUCAGUAUAACAAGUACAUUGCACAGAUGUAGCAGUAAGAAGGUGCCAUUGAUUUCACAGUUGAGGAAAAUAAAUAUGUGGCCACUUGCAAAAAUAUAAGGAUUUGCCUUUCUUUUACAGGGCAAUGGGUGCAAAAAUUAAAAUAACAUAUUAGUGCAAUUGCAAUUCAA
Triticum dicoccoides is the source of this 709-nucleotide messenger RNA. Its product is annotated as lysosomal Pro-X carboxypeptidase-like. The coding region runs from base 2 to 571 and encodes 189 amino acids. Gene Ontology annotation, molecular function: serine-type exopeptidase activity; dipeptidyl-peptidase activity. The transcript is spliced from 5 exons. NCBI's taxonomy places the organism in Eukaryota, Viridiplantae, Streptophyta, Magnoliopsida, Poales, Poaceae. Gene Ontology annotation, biological process: proteolysis. The record is from RefSeq and is a predicted model, not a curated record.